Messenger RNA from Dentiscutata erythropus, 780 nucleotides. The record is from the annotation of a GenBank genome assembly. Lineage: Eukaryota; Fungi; Glomeromycota; Glomeromycetes; Diversisporales; Gigasporaceae.
AUGCCACGCAACUCAACAAUAAAUUUUUGGGGUGUACGCACUGUUCCAAUUAGAACCACAGGAUAUGAAAAGUUGCAGUUUACUGUUGUCUUAGGUUUUACUGCUUCAGGAUAUAAACUUCCACCUAUAGUAAUCUUCAAAUUAAAAAAAGUGCCUAAAAGAAAGUUUCCAAGAGAUAUUGUUGUAGCUUCUGCAUCUAAAGGAACUAUACAUAGUGAUUUAAUGUUAUCUACAUAUAUUCCAAAAGUAAUUCAAGAAAGACCAAAUAGGUUUUUUUUAAAAAAAGGCAUACUGUUUGUUGAUUGUCAUGGAAGUCAUAUACGUGGUAAUGUAACUAAAGCUCUAAAUAUUGAAGGUUUAGAAGUUAUCAGAAUUCCUAGUAGAACAACUUGCGAUGAAUGGAUGAGUGAAGGUGAAAAAGAGUUUACAAAAAGUGGAAAAUAUAAAAAAGUUUUAUACGAACUAGCAUCUGGACUUACAUUAAAUCCUGAUGGAAGUGAAAAUAACAAAAUGUCAAGUCGACUUCAGGCAAUUGUUGAAAAUCGUAUAUAUGAUGUAAUUUUAGAAGAACCGUCAAGUAAAGAGGAAUUAACAGCAAAUCUUGAAUCUGAUGAUGAAAUUAGUGAUGAUGAAAAUGAAGAAUUUAGUGAUGAUAAAGAUUUUAUUUAUUAUAUUAGUGGAGAAGCUAGUAAUGAAUUGCUUAACAUUAAUAAAUUUAAUGAAAAGCUAUCUCUUGUCUUUAUGACUUCUAAAAUUAAACUGAUUGAUAAAAGAGAGUAA